AUGACUGAGGAUAAGAAAGAUGCUACUACAGUGGUGUUGGCAGGAGUACCACAGUACAUUCUGGAUCACGCACCACUUCUCCACCUCUUCUCUCGCGAUCCGUACCAGCCGUCCUCUAUAGCUGCACAGCUCAUCAACACCCACCCAGAAGUCGACUUCAAGCCCGUCUCAAUACCAUCUCCACCCCUUUCUCUUGACAACCUCGAUCAGCUAAAUUCCAUCGGGGCAAACGGCGGCAGUGAUGUCUACCUGACCAGCAACGACGACAUCACGACUGAUCCGAAGUGGUUGAAAGGAGUCGAGACAGAUGCCAACGGAGGAACCGGUGAGGAGAAGACAGGUGUGAUCGUUGUAGUAGAUAAAGGAGAUGGAAUAGUGGAUGCAUUUUACUUCUACUUCUUCGCGUUUAACUGGGGUGGCGUUGUGUUGGAGAAACAGCUCGGUGCGUUAUUAUCCCUUUCUCACCCACGUGUAGGCGACCACGUUGGAGACUGGGAACAUAACAUGAUUCGCUUCAAGAACGGGGUGCCUAAAGCUGUAUGGUUAUCACAGCAUUCCAACGGCGAAGCAUACACUUUCUCUUGCUUGAAGAAAGAUAGCUCUGGGAAACGGCCUAUCCUCUACAUAGCAAACGGCUCUCACGCAAUCUACCCCACGCCCGGAACUCACGACCACACACUUCCAAACCUUAACCUCCCUGUGCCUUUUCUCCUCGUGGACGAAACAGACGACGGGCCGCUGUACGAUCCGACCUUGACUUCCUACGCGUACUCGUACACCACCCCUUCAUCUACUCCUUCUUCUACCUCAAACUCCCUCCCUCCCGCAGGAACGUUCACAGCCUACGCCUCAUCUGCAUCUACGCCGGUGCCCGUAUCCUUCCUCUCCUUCCGCGGCCGAUGGGGCGACGCAGAGUAUCCUGCUUCCGACCCCCGGCAGAAAGGCAAGGGGCUUUUUGGGUUCAAGAAAUACGUUGGUGGGCCGACGGGCGUGUUGGAUAAGCAGCUGGGGAGGAAGGAGGUUUGGCCGGAGAAUGACUUUAGUAAAGGGCAGAGAAUAAGGACGGGGUUGGGGGUAGGUGGGUGGACGGCCAAGUUGGGGUUUUUGAGAUACUUUGGGAAGGGGGCGUUGAAGAAGAGGAAGGGGGAGAAGAGGGUUAGGGUUAGUGGGGAGGUAGUAGGGUAG
Molecule: messenger RNA, 1185 nt
Organism: Cucurbitaria berberidis CBS 394.84
Lineage: Eukaryota; Fungi; Ascomycota; Dothideomycetes; Pleosporales; Cucurbitariaceae
Exons: 4
Coding region: 1-1185 (394 amino acids)
Source: RefSeq, a predicted model, not a curated record